Klebsormidium nitens is the source of this 1464-nucleotide messenger RNA. Lineage: Eukaryota; Viridiplantae; Streptophyta; Klebsormidiophyceae; Klebsormidiales; Klebsormidiaceae. The record is from the annotation of a GenBank genome assembly.
AUGGCGGUUGUUGUGGACAACCCCAGAGAGAAUUCCCAGGAAGGAGAACUGGGACUCGAUGAUCAACAGCUGGGGAAUUCAGCUGGAGGAGAUAACCAGCCUGGUGGGGCUGGCGAGGAAGAAGAACCCCAGGGCAACUCGGAUGGAGGAGCCUCUGAGGGUGAUGGCGUUCGGGAUGACCAGCGGGUCGAAGAGGAGGCAGCUGUGGAAGAGGAAGCUGCCCAGGAGUCCUCAGGCUUUGCUGGCCAGAGGCCAUUCAGCCCUGACCUGAAGGAGAGGGUCAGGCAACUAGAGAAGCAGCUGGCAGACCUGGUAGCUGGGAAGGCGAAGACAGGUAGCUCUUUCCAGGGGGUCAAGCUGAGGCCAGCUGAUCCACCUAAGUAUGCAGGUGGUAACAAAGACGUUGUCAAGGACUGGCUAGCCACGAUGGUACAGUGGUUAGGCUCAGGCAGCUGUGUGCCAGAGCAGAGGGUUCCCCUUGCCCAGACUUUCUUGACAGGAGGUGCAGCCAGUCUCUGGAGAGCUAAGAGUGCUGCCCUCCAAGCCCAGGAUGUUGAUAUCCAGGAUUGGAAUGUCUUCGCCAGGACCCUGGAGCAGGCCUUUGGGCACCAGGAUCCAGAGCAGAAUGCAAGGGACAAGUUGGAUGUCCUCAAGCAGACUGGCUCAGUGGAGGAUUAUGCUAACAAGUUCCAAUCUUUGGUGGCUGAGAUUGUUGCUAUGCCUCCCUCAGAGGGUGACUUGCUGCAGAAGUUCAGAAAUGGGCUGAAGCCAGACAUUCAGAUGGCAGCAAGCAUUGAUCCUGUCACAGGCACUAGGUGGAUGAACUUGCAGAAGUUCAUUUCUUUUGCUUGUGCUACUGACGCUUCUAGGGCCCAGGCUACUAAAGGGAAGCAGGCUAGUGACAAGUCAGAGCAGGGGAAGUCCUCUGGCUCAGUGGCUAGUUACAAGGAGAAGCUCAAGGGCAAGAGGCCUAAUGAGUCAUCCCAGAGCCAGCCAGCCAAGAAGCCUAAGACAGGCCAGGAUAAGCAGAAGUCAGAGCAGAAGGCUAAGGAUUGGGAGCACAAUUCGUGCUUCCUUUGCCAUAAGCCAGGCCACAGGGCUAAGGAGUGCCCUGAUAGGCCUAAGAAUAGCAGAGUGGAUUUUGCGAAGGCCAAAGCCGCCAAUGCUUUCUGCUAUGCAGAUAAGAAGCUGGCUGAGCUUCUGAAGGAGUACGAGGAUGUCUUCAAGCUGGAGCUACCUCGUGGGCUGCCUCCUGAGCGGAACGUGGGUCACUCCAUCCCAGUGGAACCGGGUGCCCCGCCUCCGUUUCGGCCAAUGUAUCGGCUGAGCCCAGUGGAGCAGGCAGAGGUUAAGUCGAAGCUAACCGAUCUUUUAGAGAAAGGUUUGGUUGAGCCGAGUACUUCUCCUUAUGGUGCGCCAAUCCUGUUCGUUGGCAAGAAGGAUGGUUCUUUACGUAUGGUUUAG